Molecule: messenger RNA, 555 nt
Organism: Arabis nemorensis
Lineage: Eukaryota; Viridiplantae; Streptophyta; Magnoliopsida; Brassicales; Brassicaceae
Source: the annotation of a GenBank genome assembly
AUGAAGCUAGAGAACCAAAGCUCGUUAUCUUCUUGCAACAUCCAUCCAAUAGAGUUUACUGAAGGUGUCUGCCCUCUCUGUCUCAACGAGAGGCUUCUUGUGUUGGCUUCUCUACAGAGAUUACGUCCUUCAUCUCCUUCUUGUUCUUACCACACCAUCAAAGAACCGAAAAACAUUCUUCGAAAUUCUUCUAAAAAGAAAAACAUCAGACUCUUCUCCUUCUUUGGCUUCUUCGAACUGCCACACCACAAGUCUAAUCACCAAACCACUUCCAUCAUCAGUCCAGAAGAUUCAUUCAUUUCUAUCAAAUUCGGAGAAAACGGAGCAACUUCAUGGGAAAAGGGAAAAGCAAGGUCUGAAAUUGAACACUGCAAAGCUUCAUGGGAUCAUCAUGUAAUGGUCCAUACGAAGAAGAAGGAAAUUAUGGCUCAUCCCACGCCACGGCCUCUACUGAUGUGGAGGAAACGGAUUAGCCGACUUAUACACGUCAUCAGUUUCAGAAGCCGGUCUAGCGCAUGCAACGUAUCCGCCAAGGUCAGAGGUGAUGUGACUUGA